Molecule: messenger RNA, 780 nt
Organism: Cucumis melo (muskmelon)
Lineage: Eukaryota; Viridiplantae; Streptophyta; Magnoliopsida; Cucurbitales; Cucurbitaceae
Product: glycine-rich protein 23
Exons: 2
Coding region: 7-543 (178 amino acids)
Source: RefSeq, a predicted model, not a curated record
UAUACAAUGGAGAAGCUUUUUGUAUUGUUUUUGCUGGUGGCUAUUGCGGCGGCGCGCGGCGUUCCUGGUGGAGAUCAAGCGGAGUUCGUGGAGGCCGUUGAAGUGAAGGCGGUGGAGCUGCCGAGGAAUGCUGGCCGUGGUGAUAAUGUUCGUGAUGAGAAGAAUUUUAUCUACGGCGGAGUUGGCGGCUUCGCUGGCAUGGGCGGAUACGCAGGGUUGGGAGGCUUUCCCAUGCUAGGGGGUUCUGCCGGGAUAGGAAAAUUUGGUGGAAUUGGUGGGGUCGCCGGAAUUGGUAGCUUGGGAGACCCCGGCGGUCUGGGAGGUGGUGCCGGCGCCGGAGGAGCUAGCGGGAUUGGCGGUUUAGCCGGGCAUGGACUUGGCGGAGCAGGCGGAAUAGGUGGUCUAGCUGGGCACGGACUUGGUGGGGCUGGGGGUAUCGGAACCGGCAGUGGCAUCGGGGGCAUUGGAGGAUCCAACGGUGGUAUCGGAGGAGAUGGGGGAGCUGGCGGUGGUCCGCCAGUCAGUGGCUCUAUUCGCCCAUAAGGUCUUGAAAAAGAAAAUGAAUAGUAAUGUGUUAAUUAUUGGUGCUUUUUGUGGUGCUGAAGCUCGUGUAGGGAUUUUUGUUUUUGUGUGUUUCUAAAUUAUGCAUGCAUGCAUGCACGUACUAUGCUCCCGUCUUUAUUAAAUAAAUAUUAGUUUCCUUUUUCUUAAUACAAGAAUUUUAAAUUCGAGUUUCCACGUUGAAUUGUGAAUUUUAAAUUCUAAGAAAACUUUGAAGUA